Carassius auratus (goldfish) is the source of this 2443-nucleotide messenger RNA. Its product is annotated as protein FAM199X-like. The coding region runs from base 135 to 1208 and encodes 357 amino acids. NCBI's taxonomy places the organism in Eukaryota, Metazoa, Chordata, Actinopteri, Cypriniformes, Cyprinidae. The transcript has 7 exons. The record is from RefSeq and is a predicted model, not a curated record.
UGACGCGCCACAAAACCUCAGAAGCAGCGUGAAACCGCCCUGCGUGUGACGUCAGCAGCGGAAGACGACCGAGAGCGGAAGUUUUCGCUGGUCACAUUAAACGCCUAAAACAGAUCACUUUUAACAGCUUCCUGAUGUCUGAGGACGUCUACGAGAAGUUCCUGGCUCCAGAAGAGCCGUUUCCCCUGCUGUCUCAGAGAGGGAUCUCCAGUGAAGAUGCCACGCUGGACGCCAGUGACUUCGGCUUUCAGCUGUCCUCGUGUCACCGGACCGACCCUCUGCACCACUUCCACAGCAGCAGGUGGCACCUGACCUCCUGUGGCACCAGCGUGGCCAGCUCAGACUGCAGCGAGGAGCUCUUCUCCUCAGUGUCUGUGGGAGAUCAGGACGACUGCUACUCUCUGCUGGACGAGCAGGAGCUGUUCCCCGAGGGCAGCGUGUGCAGCGACGUGUCCUCCUCCAUCAGCACAUACUGGGACUGGUCAGACUCAGAGUUUGAGUGGCAGUUAGCAGGCAGUGAUAUAACCAGCGGCAGCGAUGUGCUGUCAGACAUCAUUCCCAGCGUGCCCAGCUCACCCUGCCUCCUGUCCAGAAGAAGAAACAAACCACACCGAAACCUGGACGAGCUGCCCUGGAGCGCCAUGAGCAACGACGAACAGGUGGAAUAUAUUGAGUAUUUGAGUCGAAAGGUGAGCACAGAGAUGGGACUGCGAGAGCAGCUUGACAUCAUUAAAAUAAUCGACCCGAGCGCUCAGAUUCUGCCGACAGACAGCGAGUUCAUCAUCGAGCUGAACUGCCUCACCGAUGAGAAGCUCAAGCAGGUGCGGAGCUACAUCCGGGAGCAGAGUCGACGGCAGCAGCGCAGUGUGAAGAGGAGUCUGGCCAGCAGUGUGAGCGCUCACAGCAGCAGUAACACCAGCAUCACCAGCAGCAUCAGCAGCAGCAGCACCUCCACCACCUCCAGCAUCAGCAGAGCUCACAGCGACGGGAACCUGGCCUCCGCCGCAGAGAGGAUACGAGACUCCAAGAAGCGCUCGAAGCAGAGGAAGCUGCAGCAGAAGGCCUUACGCAAGCGUCAGCUGAAGGAGCAGAGACAGGCUCGUAAGGAGAGACUGAGCGGUCUGUUCCUGAACGAGGAGGUGCUGUCUCUCAGAGUCACCCAGGAGGAGGAGGAGGACCACUGCGAUGACCUGGAUGUGCUGAUGUGACCCCAGUGACCCUUCAGUGUUCCUUCAACACCUCGUCCACGCCGCACUGACCAGCAGUUAUUAUACUCAUAAAGUCUCUCGCAGUAAAACACAUCUGCAGUCACCCUUCAUCAGUCAUCUCUACCACGCUACAAUAAUCCUCAGUAUAUACCUCAGUCUCAGAGUCCAACAGCAAAACCUGUUAUUAAACACUACUAGGGAAAUUAAAGAUAAAUGAUAAAGUACCUAACCUUAAUUGCAUAUGAUACCAAGUUAAAACCGUACCUGGUAUUAAUCAAACUCUAGAGAUCAGAGCUUGUGUCCGAAUAACUCAAGUCUUAUUUUAGUCAAAGGCAUUAAAUGAUAGGAAGGAUGAUUUACACUUGUGAUGAGCGUGAAUCUUCAGAGACUGAUAAAUAUGAACAGCAUCAAAAAUGUAUUUACAUAAAAAAAAAAAAUGCAUUCAACUCUUGCCCAGAAAACACCUUUUUAUAACAGCGCUGUUAGAUUUACAUUACAUACACAUUAUACCAUAACAUCUCAAACAACAUAAGCUCUGACGCACAUUCCUCGCAGUCAUCUCAUCCAAGUGAUUAAAAGCAUUGAAAGGACAAAGAAGAACGUUUAAACGUGAAUUUCAUGGUGUUAUACAUUGACGUCAACACUGAUCAUGUGUUCAUAACAUGUAGAUUAAUUAUAGUGCGGUUAUUGUGUGAAGUACAUACAUGUUGAACUCAGUGUAGAAGGAACACUGACGACUCCAGGCGGUUUAUACUUUACAAAUGACACUUUUUGACAUUAAAAUAUGAAAAGAAAUAUAUUUCACAAUAACUUUAAUCAUGUUUGUUAACCUGCUAUUACAGAAAAUAUUACUAGUGCUCUCCUAGGCAGAUUGGAGAAAGUGAUAUUGUACUGUGAUUAUAUUUAUGUAAUGUUUUACUGUAUAAAAAAAACAAACUCAUUCAUUUCUUACAUCUUGUCUUUUGUUUAGGUCAGAACCUUUUGUUAUUUAAGCUAUUUCAAAUUUAAGCUUCAUUUUCUUUUUCAAUUCAAGCAAUGACCCCCCCCCCCAAUAAAAUAAUUUAGUUUAAAUGUGUCUAAAGAACAUAUUUUUGUUUCAUUUCUAAGACAUCUAUGUAGAUAUUAUGAUCCAGACAUAAAUGUAAAUGUAUAAGGUAAAGUUAGUAUGACUUAACUGCUUUGCUCUAAUGUCUGAAUAUUCUUAAUUGUAACAGAAUAAACUUUAAUUAUGACGA